AUGGAACAAAUCAUCACAGGUGAAGGACAAAUUGUUCCAGACCUUGAUGAACAUAUUACUCGCAGUGGCAUUGACCAGGCAGGAACAGAUUAUCAUAUGGUCUCAAUUAUUGGCUGUCAGAGUUCUGGUAAAUCCACAUUAUUGAACCUUUUGUUCGGUACAAAGUUUGAAACAAUGAAUGAACAGAAAGGUAGACAACAAACUACAAAAGGUAUUCACGCUGCAAGAGCUGUUAAUGGUCCCAUCUUACUUUUCGAUGUCGAAGGUAGCGAUUCCCGUGAAAGAGGUGAUUCUGAUGCCUUGUUCGAACGUAAAUCAUCUUUGUUUGCUCUUGCACUCUCAGAGUUGCUCGUUAUCAACAUGUGGGAAUCUGAUAUCGGCCGUUACAAUGCAGCUAACAUUCCAAUGCUUAAAACAGUUAUGGAAGUUAAUGUUCAAUUAUUCCUUGCCCAAAGUACUUCUAAAAGCAAAAUUUUAUUUGUCAUUCGUGAUUCUACAAUUCCAAACUUCGAUGUCAUUAAAUUCCAAAUCAACAGAGAUAUGGAGAACAUUUGGGCUGAGAUCACACUCCCAGAUUCGCUCAAGGAUAAAACAAUUCACGAUUUCUUCGAUUUCGAUUUCUACGCAAUCCAUCACAUGGUAAUUCAGCGCGAUAUAUUUGAUAAGGAUAUCUCAGCUCUCCGACAGCGUUUCAUCGACGAAAAAGAAGAAAAUUACUUAUUUAAGGAAAAAUCUACAAAAGUCGUUCCAGGUGGCGGUCUAAGUACAUACAUCAGAAACUUAUGGGAAGUCAUUAAUGAAAACAAAGAACUUAACAUCCCAUCUCAAAAAUUAAUGUUAUCUCGCUUCAAAUGCGAAGAAAACGCCAAAGCAGCAUACGACCAAUUCAAAGAAAAAGUUACUAAGACUAUUCUCGAGCCUAUGGCAGACGAAAGCGUCAAUUUGGGAGAUAAAUUCAAAUCCAACGCUGAAGAAGCCAUUAAAGCGGCCAAUAAAUUCUACCAUGAUAACUCAUGGAGAUAUCAGCAAGCUGCUGUCGAAGAAUUCCAACAAAAACUUAGUACAGACAUAGGAGAUUUAUUAAUUUCAUACUACAUCAAGCAUUGCAACUAUUAUGCAAGGCAAGUCAUGCAAGAGUUCACUAAGUUCAUUUCUGGCCUUCCAGAUUCAUUCGAAAAAGGCGGAAAAUGGGCAAUUGAAGUUCAAGCCAAAAUUGAUGAACUUUCUCUUCGACUCGACAGCACAUGUCGCGAUUCUUUGAUUGAAGGAUACAAAUGGCAGUUCCCAUCCUUCAAAACAAUCAAAGCAAUGGACGAUGCCAGGAAAUCUUAUGAAGAAAUCAUGACAAAGAAGCUCUACAAGAACAUAUUUGCCGAGGAAAAAAUCGCUUUCGAUGAUAAAGCCAGUGAAUUACUUAUGAUAGCUGAUCAAAAUAUGUGGGAAAAUCUAAGGAAGCUGAUUGAGGCAUCGGCCAAGGUAACUGAUGACAGAUUCAUGGAGAUUAUCAAGACAAACGUUCUUAAUCCAAAACCACAAGAAGGAACUCUGAAAAGAUUCCAACGUCACGCGCUCAACAUUGUUAAAGAAUCGGCCAACUACAUCAUGAUGAAGAUGAAGACGGCCUUCGACAGAAGUUUCAGGUACGAAAAGAACGGAAGACCAAGAGUUUGGACUCGCAGACAUAAUUUGAACCAAAUUUACGAAGAAUCGAGAGCCAGCGGCAGAAAAGUUCUUAUUCUCUUCACAUACUGCAGAUUGGCAUCUCCAGAUGAUCAAACUCCCAACAAUCCUUUGAAUCAAGUCUUAAUUCCUGUAGAAAAGAGCCAAGAGAUAGAAGAAAAGUUCGAAAAAUUAAUUAUCCAUGCAUAUGAAGAGGCCAGAGCUUCUGUUUUGGCUUCACAGAACAAUGAACAUAUUCCUCCUUGGGCGUGGUUCCUCUUUUUGUUCUCCUGCAGCGACUACAUAUUAUGGUGGCUUUCGAAUCCACUUCUUUUCUCUCUAACUGUACUUUUCGGUGGAACAUAUUUAGUUUUGAAUCAAUUAGGACUUUGGGACACGGCUGUUCAGAAAUUACUUGAUAUCAUAAAGAAGAAGAUCGUAGAACUCGGUGCAACACCCGAUGAAAACAACGAAACCGAGACAAAUCAAACAAUUCCUGUAGAAGAAAGCCAAAUAACUCCACCGCCUCCAACAGAAACAACAACUGAUGAUGGCCCUGUAAUGAAGCGCAGAGUUCAUCGAUCAAAAGCUCAGGGAUUAACGAAAACUGAGUCAAAUGUCACUUUUGCAAAUGUUUCCAACGCGAAUGAUGAGCAAUCAUUAACAAAGAACAACACAGAAGACUCAUUGAACACAGGAUCAUCAAGUUCUGGACAAAGACAUAGAAAGAGAGUAAGAGUUGGUACACUUGUUUAA
Messenger RNA from Trichomonas vaginalis G3, 2415 nucleotides. Its product is annotated as SEY1 family. Bases 1 to 2415 code for a protein of 804 amino acids. Lineage: Eukaryota; Parabasalia; Trichomonadida; Trichomonadidae. The transcript has a single exon. The record is from RefSeq and is a predicted model, not a curated record. Gene Ontology annotation, cellular component: endoplasmic reticulum. Gene Ontology annotation, molecular function: GTPase activity; GTP binding. Gene Ontology annotation, biological process: endoplasmic reticulum membrane fusion.